This is a messenger RNA of Saprolegnia diclina VS20, 1244 nucleotides long. RefSeq lists its product as hypothetical. The transcript has 4 exons. The record is from RefSeq and is a predicted model, not a curated record. NCBI's taxonomy places the organism in Eukaryota, Oomycota, Saprolegniomycetes, Saprolegniales, Saprolegniaceae. The coding region runs from base 8 to 1171 and encodes 387 amino acids.
CUCGGCGAUGGAGAACCCGAGCUUGCUCAGCGAGCUUUUGCCGAUCGACGAGCUCCAGCUGGACCGCGACAUUGCCUACUACUUGACGUCGGACGUGCGCAUGAACGCGCAGCCGUUCGAGAUGCACGCACCGCGCCCGAUGGCCACGUCGCCGUCGUCGCAGAGCCCGAGCGAGUCGGAGCCCGGGAAGGAGGAGUCGAUUAGCCAAAAGUACCGUCGUCGCCAAAAAGAGGAGCUCAAGCAUUUGCAAGAGCAAGUUGCACAGCUCAGCGGGCAUUUGUCCGUGCUGACCAACGUCAAGGCGCUCGAGGCCGAAGGCGGCUCCGAGUGGGAGCGAAUGGCGCGCAACCAAAAGCUCAACUCGCAGCGCGCGCUCUCGGAAAACAGCCGGCUCAAGCGCGCGCUCGAGGAGCAGCUCAAGAUUGCACAGGCCCUCGACCAGCUCCUCAUCAAACGGCCACGCCUCGCGACGUUUCCGACCUUGGACCUCGACGACUGGAAGCUUCGGAAGCUCAGCGCCGACAUGGACCGCCGAAGGAGCUCGUUUCACGCGCUUGUCGACGAUGCGCACGAGCAAGUUGACGCGAUGCUGCUGCGCGCGGGUCUCAUGGAAGCGUCCGAAGACACGCGGCAUCUCAACGUGACGGUCAACGCCCGCGGUGACUCGAUCGUGCUCGAGGCCCACAGUCUCCGGUACCGCGACUGCAAUUUCAUCUCGAACGGCAUGAAGUGCUGGGCUGUCUUCAACCACCGCGAAGGCAUCGUGCUGCCCAACAACGCGACCCUCGAGGUGCUCGAGCAAAUCGACGAAAACUCGGUUUACGUUCGCAUCACGUCGUAUCUGGAUAAGAUGACGCCGUUCAUCCAGACGCUCGGCGCGGUCAAGCGCUACAUUGAGAACGACCGCAUCGUCUUUGUGCUGCAGACAGUCUUGGACGACGAAGUGCACCCGCACCAGCUCGGCUUUUACAUUGGCAACAUGACGGCCACGGUCGUCGUCGUACCCCAAGGCCCGUAUCGAUCCAUGCGCCGCUUGUGUCUCUCGGGCCAGCUGCCGCUGGAGCCGCCCAAGCAAAACCCGCUGUGCGCGAGUCCACGAAGCCUCAUUUGUGAUGUGUUUUUGAAUCACUUGCGGACGACGUUUGAUGCGCUCGAGCACCUCAUGGGCUAGCUCUUCUACACUUAUAUAACACACACAUCGUACUAUUAAAGAAACUCGGUCGUCCAAGACGCAUGCACAUCGC